Messenger RNA from Anoplopoma fimbria (sablefish), 2740 nucleotides. RefSeq names its product potassium channel modulatory factor 1 (gene kcmf1). NCBI's taxonomy places the organism in Eukaryota, Metazoa, Chordata, Actinopteri, Perciformes, Anoplopomatidae. The transcript has 7 exons. Gene Ontology annotation, biological process: synaptic signaling. The coding region runs from base 184 to 1353 and encodes 389 amino acids. Gene Ontology annotation, cellular component: plasma membrane. Gene Ontology annotation, molecular function: zinc ion binding. The record is from RefSeq and is a predicted model, not a curated record.
UAAGUGACACUCUGGGAGGGGAAGCAGAACAAACUGUAAGCUGCUGGAGGAUCCAUCUUGCUCGAAAAAGGAGCGACUGUGAAGGCUUUUCCUCCCCCAGUUUAGUAUCUAACACACUGCAUCGUCCCCCCUCCGUUCACCGCGCUGGGGAGCCCGAAGAGGGGCCGUGCUGCUGUUUGUAGGAUGUCCCGACAUGAGGGUGUGAGCUGUGAUGCAUGUUUAAAAGGGAACUUUAGAGGAAGACGGUUCAAGUGUUUAAUUUGCUACGACUACGACCUGUGCGCAUCGUGCUACGAGAGCGGAGCCACAACAACAAGACACACCACAGAGCACCCCAUGCAGUGUAUAUUAACCAGGGUAGACUAUGACUUGUAUUAUGGAGGAGACACUUUUUCAGUAGAGCAACCCCAGUCAUUCACAUGUCCUUACUGUGGCAAGAUGGGCUACACAGAGACGUCCCUACAGGAGCAUGUCACCUCAGAACAUGUAGAGACUUCCACAGAGGUGAUCUGUCCAAUAUGUGCUGCCUUGCCAGGAGGGGAUCCCAACCAUGUCACAGAUGACUUUACAUCUCACCUCACACUUGAACACAGAGCGCCAAGAGAUUUAGAUGAGUCCAGCAGUGUUCGACAUGUACGUAGGAUGUUCCACCCUGGACGUGGACUGGGCGGUCCCAGAGCACGGCGGACGAAUAUGCACUUUACUAGCGGCUCCACAGGGGGACUCUCAUCCUCCUCAUCACAGAGCUCCACUUACACCCCCAGUAACAGAGAGGCAAUGGACCCAAUUGCAGAGUUGUUGUCUCAGCUGUCAGGUGUGCGGCGUGCGGCGGGGGGGCAAAUAAACUCAUCAGGGCCUUCAGCCUCGCAGCUCCAGCAGCUCCAGAUGCAACUGCAGUUGGAGCGGCAGCAGGCUCAGGCAGCACGACAGCAAGUGGAGACGGGCCGCCACGCCACACGGCGCGGCAACAACCCGGGCAACUCCGGCAACGCCAUCCCUCCACCCAACACAGCAACUGCCAACACUGCCAUUGUGGGUGAAAACAAUCCCUCAUCAUCGUCCCACAGCUCCCAGUUCCUAUUAUCACGGUUGAAUGAACCUAAGAUGUCCGAAGCAGAGCGGCAGUUUCUAGAAGGAGAGCGUGCGGACCGCAGCCUGUUUGUCCAGGAGCUGCUCUUGUCCACGCUGAUGCACGAAGAGAGCUCCUCCUCCGACGAGGAAGAGCGCCGAGACUUCGCCGACUUCGGAGCCAUGGGCUGCGUGGAUAUCAUGCCUUUAGAUGUGGCGUUGGAGAAUCUCCAGCUUAGAGAGCGCAGCUUUAUGGGGAAGGAGCCUCCGCCGCCGCCUCUUUGAUGUCCGAGCAUCAAGCAGACUGUGUCCUCUCUGCUGCAACUGUCAGUGAUGGGCAGCAAACAGCAGCAGUCCUCCCUGGCCUCACCCUCCUUCCUCCCUCUUAUUUUUCUGAGUUUUGUUUUUGGUGAUUGUAAUUUCAGGCCCGUCACCAUUUUUGUUACAUUGUAAACAAAAAUAAAUGAGAGCAAGUGGGAUAAAUGUGCGAGUGCGCAAAAGCAACUGAGUGAGCGAGCGAAGAGAAAUCUAUAAAUAUAUAUAUAUAUAUAUAUAUAUAUAUAUAUAUGUGUAUAUAUAUAUAUAUAUAUAUAUAUAUCUCAAAUAUAUAUGAAGUUGAUAAUCAAUCCACAUAACGUUUAUUUUCUUUAUCAGGUAAAUGUUACAGGCAGCUGUGGCAGACCUUUGCUUCCUGUGACAUGCAAAUGGCUCUCCGUAUAAAUACUCCACAUUCAAAAGUCAAGAGGGCGUAGGCUCCUCUGAUGAAGCUGCUGUGUGUGUUUAUGACUAUUAAUAAAUAAAGUGCUUGGAUGGGUUACCAUAACUACUGCAUGCAGUUAUUUGCAGCGUGCAUGACUUUUAAUGACCCAUGUCAUUAAAACUUUUUAAGAAAAAAAAUAUCCCAAAGCUUUCAACUGUUUUUAAAUGGCGAUUUCAAACAUGGUUAAGUAUUGGAAAUUAAGUAGUUUAACAAAACUGACAUGCGGAAAUUUAACUUUUACCAAUAUACUUUGUCAGGUUUUCUUUAAAUUAGUCGAUAUAAUGAAGAGAAAUCAAUUGGAUUCAGCUCCUGAAGAAUUUUCUACGAGACGACUUUCUGAAUAUGUCGAAGAUGCUGCUGAUCAUCUGACUGAAUAAUCGGAGCACAUUUUUUUUUUCCUAGAUGUUAAUGUUUAGUGAUAUGCUGUUUAGGAACAGUAUACGUUAUGAUUUAUAGAUAAGUACAGAUGCCCAACUAAAGUAUGUCCACUGCUCCUUCACACUAAUCUCCUGAGUUCACUCUGCCUAUGUUCAGGCCCAGUGUCACACCACAUGCUUUAGAUGGCUUCAGUGAAUUUCUUUGCUGGGUAACUGCAGCGUGACACUUUCCACGCUGCAGUUUUGUUCGUUUUUCAAGAGAAGGCAUUCUUUUUUUUUUUUUCUGCUAAGGUUAGCACUUUUUCUAUUUAUUCAUGUUUGUUUUUCUGAUUCUUUUGAGCCUUAAUAUGAGUAAUGCCACCUUCAUGCCUAUAUACUUUUACCCUCUGUAAAAAAAAAUACAAUGAGAUGUAUAUUGAAUUUGUGCGUUUCAUAAUGGUUCCGAGACAUGGGCAGACAUUUUUUUUUAAAUGUAAAUUUAGAAUACAAUAAAUAUAAACUGCGCACAGCUUUUGAUGAAACCAAGAGACCGUAA